GAAGCCAUUGACGGAUGCGCUCUUGCCCAGCGAAGGAUUCUGGGCGCAGUCUUCAGUUUAGUACUGUUAUAACUUCAGCUCGAGGCUGACGUUGAACUUCUAUACGAAAUGUUCGUACGAGGAAAAUUUUCGGAGACAACGAAACUUUGAAUUAAAAAGUGAAAAAAGCUAUUGUGUCAAAUAAAUAAAAAAAAAAAAAGGAAAAAAUAUUAAGGAAGUAAGAACACAAGAACAAAAAAAAAAAAAACAACAGUGAUAAUGUGCGAUAAUGACCGUGAAAUAAAAUUGAAAUUAUAUCCACUAUAUAUAAUAAUCUCCUCAUCGCGUUAUUAUACAAUUAAAAAUUUAUUAUGAAGCUUAGCUAAUGUAAUUUUUCAAUAAACACGUGAAAAAAAAAAAAAUGUUGUGCCUCAAGAAACGGAGAACUUACAGUUUCACGCAAGGAGCGUGUAAUGAACUUCCGAGGAGAUCGAAAAAGGAUAAUCUGGAUAACGAAUCCUUGAACAUUGCCGUUACAACAUUGCCUCGAAAGCACAGGGGUCGAGAGGAGAGACCUGCCAUGGUUCUAACCGUGACAGAGGACACUCCGGCAGAUAUGUUGGCUGGAAGCAUGGAGCUUCUGGUCCAACUGCCAAGAGAUCACAAUGUUCAAACGCAAAGAGUCACAGUUCAAAGAAGUACACCAAUGAUGGACCUUCUUGUACAAGUGGCAACGGCUCACAAAUUGGUUGCUUCCAGUUACACCCUUCAAGCUAUUGGCGAACGGGGUAUGGUUCUACCUCAUCAACCUAACACACCAAUUGGAGCACUUGAUGCACUUCAGGUUAAAUUACUUCCCAAGCAAGGAACAUUCUUAUCCCGUAAAACGAGGCAAGCCAACCAACCAUUUGAAACAACUUUUCGAUUACAGGUUCAUCUACCAAGAAAUCAAUUGUACGUUUCAAGAGUGAGUCCAAAAAUGAACUUAGGAGAUAUUCUCGAGGAAGUGUGCCGCGAGAAAAAUCUAGACAUUAAGAAGUACGAGCUUCGUCAUCCUGCAAAUCUGGAAGAAAUUUUAGAUCUGUCACUCUCUCUACAAGACUAUCAUCUACAAGAAGUGACACUAUACGCGAAACAAGGAAGAGUUAUAAGUGCAGCUCUCAGUUCACAAGACAUAAUGGCACUUCAAAAACAAGAGGAGAGAAGAAGACAGCAGGCAAAGCAAAGUGUUUUUGGUUUUAUGUUUAAAAAAUCAAAGGAAAAUUCCUUAAGUACAGAUAGUCUUGGUGAACGUAGUGUUUCACCGGCAAGAAGUGACGAGACUGGAAGAAGUUCAAGUCCAAUGGCACCACCGCCACGACCACUUCGUAAAAGGAGACCAGCUCCCAAACCACCAGUUUCAACUUCUGUCAUUGAAGAGAAUAGUGAAAAAGAAAAAAUAGUUAUUAGUCACAGUCGAAACAGUAGUGACAGUUCUGGUUAUCAUGAGGCAUCAGUAUUGAGUGAUCAUCCAGAAUCAGCUGGUAGAAUGCCCGAAACUCUUCCAAGAAGAGGGAAAACAUUAGAUACACCUAGAAAUCUUGCUCAAACCUCGCACGCUAGUAAAAGUUUAGGAAAUUUGGCUCUUGCUUCCGGAGGACUCAGUCAUGGAAUUAGCACCACUUCUUUAAGUUCUACUGGUCAAAGAAAAAAGAGAGCAGCGCCUCCGCCGCCAAUAGCAAAAUUACCAUCAGCAAUAUCAAGCCAAGCCCUCGAAUGUAUUGUCGAUUCAGAAGAAUCCCUAACAUCGGACAUGGAACUAUCAAAACCAUCAUCUGACAUUGCAACAUCAUCGAAAGCAAAUUCAGACAUUGCAGUCCACUGUAAAGCCAAUUCGGACAUCGGUGUUUUCACAUUGUCAAAACUUAUUUCAAAUUCAAAAUCACUAACCAAUGAUAAGAACAACUGGCCAACACGAGAAGCAUCAGAGAAGAUUGCCGAAUCGAAGGAAAAACCAGAAACUUCAUCUAAAGAGGAUGCGAACCACUCAAAACCAGUUUUAAACACCGAACCUGUAGUAACGAGUGCAAACAAACCUGUAGUUGCCAACGUUAAAGUAGUAAAAAGAGUCGCAGAAUACUGUCCAACACCCAAGCCACGUAAGCUUAUUAAAUCGAACACCAUAGAGCCAGUCUUAUCCGGAAUUCCAAAACGCAAAGCUCCUACUUCUCCAUUAUCAGAAGAACAUCAACGCUUCUUAUCUCAAACAAACUCACCUGAACUAGUUGCAUUUGAACAAUCAGUCGCUAACAGUAUAAAAAGCUUGGAUGAUGUUUUAAAUAAUUCUCUCCUUACUGAAACGGAACUAUUACUCGAAAAUGAGAAAAACGAUCAAGAUCAUACAGAAAAUAAUAAUUCACUAAAAAAACAAAAUUCCCUAAUUAAUAGUGAAUCCAGUGAUGAAAUUAAAGAACAAAAAUCAGAUAAAAUAAAUAUUCUCGAAUUAGAGAAAAAUCAAACAAGUGAAUUAUUAAACCAAAAUGAUGACAAUAUUUAUGAAUCAAAAGAUAAAAAUAUAAUCACAAUUAAAUCAACAACAAUCGUUAAUUGUGAAACACAUGUCAAUGAUAGUGAUUUAAAAAGGCGUUCAUGUAAAAUAAUCUCAACAAUUCCAAAAUGUGAUCAUUUUGAUUGUAUCGAUUUAAACGACCAAGAUUUAGAGAUUUCUAAUCAUUAUUCAAAUAAUGAUACUGUAAACAAAUCACAAACUGAUAAAACUGGAUUAAUUGAGAAAACAGAGAGAGAAAAGUAUGCCGUUGAUUUGGAUGAUGAUGAUGAUAAUAGAAAAACAUGGAAAUCAUUUGAUAACGAGCAACAGAUUCAUAAACGUACAAAAAUAUUUAGAAGUCAGUCAGAAUUGAGUAAUUUUGAGAUAAAUACACCCGAGAGAAUUGGAAGGCAUUUAACAUCACACGCUGAAGAUUUUAAGUGUGCACUCAACACAAAUUUCUCAAAUAAUAUUACCGAUUUAUCAUCACCAACAUCGAACAAUUUCAAUAAGACUGAAGGUGAAAAUAAUUCCACUCACAAGACAGAAGAAUUGCGAUUUCAAUUUUCUGAUAAAGAUUUGGAUUGUCAACGAAUUUUGGAGAAGUUAAAAGAGGAUGUGAAGCAAGUGCAACUUUCACAGAAUACAGAUUCGCAACCUAGACUUUCGGAUACGGACAUCUUAUUACAAAAAGUAUCGGAUACACUUUCAAGUGCCCUUCCACCAACUCCGCCACCUACGCCCUUAGAAAGUUUGGAAGUGUCACGAAUUGACUUAGAAAUCUCAGGAAAAGAAUCAAAGAAACCAGAGAAAAUUGUCGAAUCAAAAAAAGGAGAAAAAAUAAAAUCCCUCACAGAAGAAAAGCAUUCAAUUAAAGAAGAUAUUUCAGAAAAAUCAAUUAUUGACUCCAAUUCACCUGAUGUUACUGUAAAUUCACAACAAGACACUUCAGAUUACGUAUCAGCAUCCGGAGAAGAUUUAUCAUUACCCGAUUGGGAAUAUCAACUUCCAGCUCCACCAAGUGCUUUUCGAGACGUUGAGACAUCAUCAAUUGCUGCUACCGCUGAAAACGAGUGUCUUCCAAAACAAGAAAUUUCAUCUGUAAAUGAAACAAUUUCCACAGAUCAAAUAGAUUCUUCAAUCAAGCCAAAAUCAAUCGAGAAAAUUAAAACCGACUUCGAUUCAAAAAUGGAAAAUAAACCCACACGGCAAAUUUCCCAACCUGAAAUGAAUUUAGAAUUAAAGAGGGAAAUGAUUUCUGAAUUAGAAAGUAAAAUAGAAAUCAGAUCACAGCAACCACCAACGAAAAUUGUCAACGAAAAUGUUUCAACUCCAAAUAUUGCUCCAGUUGAUAAUACAUUAUCAAACUUUACUUUCACAACAUACUCGAGGCAAAAGAGUUUAAAUAUUUUUGACGAAAUUGAAGAACAAAGUGUUCCACUUGUAAAGACAUCAAAUGAGAGGCCUAGAACAACGACAACGACAACACUAACACGAAAUCAAAGUUUGUCAAAUGAAUUAAAAGACAGAAUACCUCAUAAAUCUGUUGAUGUUACAACAAAGGUAUUUAUUAACAGGACAAAAAGUAUUGAGAGAGUCGAUUCGGAAUUAAGGCGACCUGAAUAUAAAACAAAUGUACAGGGCAAUUUAAAUCGAAGGCAAUCAUUAAAGAGUGAAAUCGAUAAACCCGUGACUGUCUACCGAUCAAAGAGUUAUAUCACAUUGACGAGUAAUGAAAAAUACAAGGGUCAUGGUAACGAGGAGGACAACGAAAAUGUUACAUUCGAACAAGAAAUCGAGCAAAAUUGCAUUCAAAAAGCAACAAGUGUCACGAAUUUAAAUCAAGAAGUGACGCGAACCAAUGAAAAAUUUUCACAAUGGAGGGACAAUAUUUUGAAAAGGCAAGAGGAGCCAACCAAAGAAAAACAGCUACAGUCCCUACAGGUGCUUAAGAGCAUUUUGCCGCAGUUGAAACACGCUCAACAGGCGGAAGAAAAUGUUCGCAAAAAUUCCAUAGAUAAACAACCUGCACAGCCAAAAAGAUCAGAAACUGUGCCCGAAGAACAACCUAAAAUUACCCCAACAAUCAACGACGUUCAAUUAAGAUCAGAAUCAAAAAAUCGAAAAGUCAAUCCCGAAAAACGUUACACCUACUCUGGACCACCUGCAGUCAGUUUGGGAAGCUGGUCCGAAAGGCCCUGUGUCAAUGUUCAAAUCAAAAUGGACACUGACUAUAAAUUGGGUGUCAACAAUACUUCCGGUUCGAAAACAAUUGUAAAUCUCAAUGGCACGCGAAACGACAGAGAUUUAAUAAAUAAUCAAGAAACAAGAACACUACCAAAGAAUAUAAAUGGUUUCAAAGAAAAAGAAAAAUCCGAUAAUGACUUCAAUAAAAAAACAAUUUCCGGAUUUAAAAAACCAAUUCUCAAUAAAAUCAAUUUCGCCGAUUCCGAACCAAAACCCACAGUAACAAGUGUUGAAUUAAAAAAAUCUGACAAAGAAACAACAAUAAAUCAUGAAAUUGAAUCAAAAUCAAUUAAAUUCGAAGAAUUGACAAAAACAUUUGGUCAAGAGGUGCGUCUCCGAACAAAGCCAAAAUCAUCAAUAAAUCAAAAUCGUCAUUCGGAAUAUUUUGGCAGAAAUACUGAGAUUGUGAAUAAUCUCGUUAAUGGUAAUGGUAAUAAUAAAUCAAAUGGUUAUCAAGAGACAAACAAUAUUGUUACAUUCAAUGGUACGCAAAAUAUUCCAAUUAAAAAAUAUACAUCAGUUGUGGGAAUAAAUUCGCAGGGCAAUAACAAUAAUUUUCGAUUUCAAAAUGGGCAAUUAUCGAAAAAUAAUGUUACAUCAAUGAGAAUCAAUGGUCCAAUGCCCAUUGUGAAAGGAUUUAAUGUUCAACCAUCGAAAAUACAAUCACAAGUUAGCACUGUAACGGUGAAGCAGAACGAGCCAAUUGUUGAUUCAUCAAAAACAGACUCACGAAUACCAAAACCACCGACAAUGCCAAUUAUUACUGGAGUGACUUUAAAAAGUGCCAAUGCAAGACCAAAAUCGAUGCCGAUCAAUAUUGAUCCACGUGAUCAAUUAUUAGAGUCAAUCAGGAAUUUUGGUGGUCGUGAUAAAUUAAAAAGUGCAACCGGAAGGUAUUAAGUUUUUGCUGAAACUUGUAAAAAAAAAUAUUCCAAAAUUAAGAACUCAGUCAUAAUGUUACGUAAUUAAGAGUAACUGUAAAAAUUUAAUUAAGUUCAUAUAAUUAAAUUCACAAACAAUGCCUUAUCGUUAAUUCAAAUUCUGUGUUUUGUAAAGUUAUUAAGUUAUAACUUGUAGUCUUUUGGUGUAGGACAAAAAAAAUUGUUAAACGUUUCGUAUUCAUUUCAUAUUUUUUUCUGUUAAAUUUUUUUUUUCUUUUAAAAAUACAAAAUCUACGCUCCAAGAGCUUGUAAAUAGAAAAAAAAGUGAAAAACUAACGGGUGCUCCAGUUGUCUGAUAAUAGUUUUUAAGUUUUGCAGAAUUAGAAAAAAAAAUUGUAUUUUGUUUACUGUUUCAUACGAUUUUUUUUUUUGCAUUAAUAAUCGAAAUGAAGAAAAAAUUUUCACGUUAAGUGUUUGUUCGAAUGGAUUAAUGUCAUUGUAUGUUUAAGAAAAAAGAAACAUUUUUCUUGUAUGACGAAUGAAUAAUUGUUUGCCCUAUUGUUGUUUUGGGCAUUGACUACUUUGCGUUAUGAAAAAAAAAAAAUUAUUUAUGUAUAAAUUUAUUUAAAUCCUCAAAAAAUUUAGCAAUCUAGGGAAAUUGCUAACAAAUAGUUUAUUGAUUAAGAUAAUUAGAAUUUUUCUUAAAGGUACUUUUCACGAUUUUUAAAUCAUCAACAAAACACGAGCAUAAAAUUAUAGUUUAUCGUUUUUUUUUUCGCAAAUUAAAAAUAUAUUUUUCUAAAAUAUUUAUAAUGUUCGUUAAAUAAUUUAAAUCAAAUUUAAUUUGAUUGAACUUUGUUGAUAUAAAAACACAAUAUCGUGAAGUAAAAUAAUUAAAAAUCCUUGAGAAAAAUUCUGAUUCUAUAAAAAAAAAAAAAAAAAUGUACAUAAAAACUUUUUGAGGAAUAACAUAUAAUUUGUAAUGUUCGAGAAUACUGUAUUAUAAAUAUUGUUUUGAAAAUAGUCAAUAAUAUUGCUCAUUGUUUUUUUUUUUUAUUUUUUUUUAUUUAGUUUAAAUGAAAUAUUACCGUUCAAUCUUAGCUUUGGUCAUGUUUCAACGACGAGUAAGAAAGAAAAAAAAAGAACUAAAUACCAAAGUCUAUCAAGGACGAAUGUAAUAUUGUGCAAAUAAUGCUAACUAACACAUUCUAAUCAUUGAAAGUAAACUCUUUUAAGUUUCUAUCAACGGGACCAAAGGUAACAAUUCUUCUUAUUUUUAUGUAUUAUACGAAACAAAUUCAUUUAUCCUAAAAAAAAAAUUAAAACAUAUCUGCGAAUUACGAAAAAAAAUCCAAGACCUAGAGUAAUAUUUUUAAUAUGGGUGAAAGUAUUUUGUAAUGCAGUAUAAAAAAUCUGAUAUAACAUUUCUCUGUACAAAAAAAAAUCUAGUUGUAAAUAUUACAAUUCUUCGUUUAAUUAUUAUUGUUUUGUUUAAUCGUUUAAUCAAUUGAAAUACAUCAUUGAAAUACUUUA
Leptopilina boulardi is the source of this 7167-nucleotide messenger RNA. RefSeq names its product protein cordon-bleu. Gene Ontology annotation, biological process: signal transduction. The record is from RefSeq and is a predicted model, not a curated record. NCBI's taxonomy places the organism in Eukaryota, Metazoa, Arthropoda, Insecta, Hymenoptera, Figitidae. Bases 401 to 5653 code for a protein of 1750 amino acids. Gene Ontology annotation, molecular function: actin monomer binding. The transcript has 13 exons.